This is a messenger RNA of Parnassius apollo (apollo), 1668 nucleotides long. Lineage: Eukaryota; Metazoa; Arthropoda; Insecta; Lepidoptera; Papilionidae. The record is from the annotation of a GenBank genome assembly.
AUGUCGUCAGAAGACAAUGUGAUAAAAACAACCGAUUCAACAGAACUGAUGUAUAUGGGUAAGGAUGACGAAACUUCGGAAGAAUUACCAACAAGCGACUGGUCCUCCCUAAUCAUUGAAAUUAAAGAGGAAAAUAAGAAAAAGGCAUUAUACGCUGCAGGUCUAUAUGAACCUGGUAGUAGAGAAAUAUGCACUAAAUACAUUCCUAUGUCUGCAAGCUCAAUUAUAAGACAUCCAUAUUAUAACUACCCAGCUGUGCUUAACCCUGGUAUAAAAGAAGCUUUAUUCGAACAGGAAGAAAAAGUAGUAUAUCCGUCUGAUGGCCAAGAACUAUAUUUAGCAGUAUGCAAAGAAUUUAAUCAGUGUCCAGUAAGAUCUUUUUAUAAUGAAUUAUUAGGUAAAUCAAUAAAUUUAAGUUACUAUUGCAUUAAUCCGUACGGCGUCAAAGCAAUGGCUAUGGCACUUCAACACAAUCGAAACGUUACAGUUAUCGAUUUGACUGAUAAUUUUCUUAAUGACGACGCUUGUUAUCAUUUGAGUGAGAUGUUAGUAGUAAACUCUGUGAUAAAAGAACUUAAUUUAUCAGGUUGUCGAAUUGGUCCAAGUGGAGCAAAACGAUUAUUUGCCAACUUGCCUACGAACCGUUCACUUCAAUGUUUAAAUUUGAGCAGAAAUGAAUUAGGUGAUGAAGGCGUAAAAUAUAUUGCAGAAAGUAUUAUUGAUGGCCUCGAGGUUCCCCAAUUGUAUUUGAAUUAUAAUAAUUUGACUGGCGACUCAGCAAACUGUUUGACUGAAUCACUUGAAUUUAAUAACAAAAUUACACAUUUGGACCUUUCUUGGAACAAGCUUUCUAUCCUGCCUCACGGAACAUUUCACUUGCUGUAUCAAUUAAGCGAAAGUGAAUAUCUUGAAGAAUUGAAUUUAGCUUGGAAUUCUCUCUCUGGUGCCCGAAUUGGAGCAGCUAUUAAAAAUGUAAUGACAGCACCUAAACUAAAAAAAUUAAAUCUUAGCAGUAAUAGAUUAUCCAAUGAAGCUAUUACAAAUAUUGCAGAAGGAUUAGUAAAAGCAGAAAGUUUAGUAACUCUAGAUUUAUCAAACAACCCUAUGUCUAUCAAGGAUGCACAGAAGAUAGUUUUAAAAAUAAAAUCCUCAAUAGUUAGCAUUCAAAAUCUUCUAAUGGAAAAUGUAUUUGUUGAUAACAAAUUCUUGCGUCACUUGCAACAAAUCAAAAAUUUGAAAACAGAUUUUGUUGUCGCAUACGGAGAUGUCCUUGACAGUCGUAAACCUACAGAGUCCGAUAUGAGAGAAAUUUUACUCAACCGAGCUGAAUAUCUGGCAAAGAAACCUAAAAAACGACCUGUCGAUUUCGCACUUGUAGCGAUGCAACUGUUGAAAGACAAUAACAUUACCAUGACUGCUAAAGAUUUCGCUAAUGCGAUCGGACUAUCUGGGGCGCCUUUAGAUGAAGAUCUAGUUGAUGAGAUGGUUAACGUUUUUGCCGGCCCAAAAACAGCAAAGUCUAAGACUAUUGAUAUACGACUCUUAGUAGAUUUUAUCAAAAGAAAAUGGCCAGAACGCAAGCUACCUCCUACACCGCCACCAGAAAUCGAAGCCCAACCUGAAAUUAAAUUACCAGCUAAAAAGGGCAAUCGAAAAACCAAAAAGUGA